This is a messenger RNA of Alternaria ethzedia, 285 nucleotides long. It is a transcript of the gene RPL37, whose product is annotated as 60S ribosomal protein L37. Gene Ontology annotation, cellular component: ribosome; cytosolic large ribosomal subunit. The transcript has 4 exons. Gene Ontology annotation, molecular function: structural constituent of ribosome; RNA binding. The coding region runs from base 1 to 285 and encodes 94 amino acids. Lineage: Eukaryota; Fungi; Ascomycota; Dothideomycetes; Pleosporales; Pleosporaceae. Gene Ontology annotation, biological process: translation. The record is from RefSeq and is a predicted model, not a curated record.
AUGACGAAGGGUACCUCCAGUUUCGGAAAGCGCCACAACAAGACGCACACGCUCUGCAGGCGUUGCGGUCAACGAUCCCUCCACAUCCAGAAGCACACCUGCGCCUCAUGCGGCUACCCUGCUGCUAAGACCCGCAAGUUCAACUGGGGUGAGAAGGCCAAGCGCAGGAAGACCACCGGUACCGGCCGCAUGCGAUACCUCAAGACCGUCAACCGCAAGUUCAGCAACGGAUUCCAAACUGGCACACCCAAGGGUGCCAAGGGCCCCACCGUCAAGUCCUCGUAA